UCGCAUUCUUACAGUCUUCCGUAUCGGAAGUCAUUUUAUCGAUUUCUCAACUCUCCCGUGUGAGACGCGCACAAGUGCUUCCCUUGGCGCGUUUCUGGAUUUCCAACAACCGCAAUCAUGGCGCCUAAGCAGAAAGCCCAGAAGAUGUCCAUCAGCACCUUCUUAGCUGAUGAGAACUUUGGCUCGUGGGCCGACGAGAUGGAUGACAUGCCUUUGCCUGCCCCUCCUCAGCCCAGGUUUGACAGCGAUCGCCGUGCUGGUGGCCUCUCGUCCGCUGGAUUCGGCAGUGGCUUCGGUGACCGUGAACGUGGUGGUUACGCCGUGAGGGAGCCCCUCCCCCUCCCCACCCAGCCUCCGUAUACUGCCCACGUCGGAAACUUGUCCUUUGAUGCGACUUCGGCUGAUAUCUCUGACCUCUUUGUCGACUGUGCUGUGACGAACGUUCGUAUUGUGGAAGAUAAGUUGACGAAAGCCCCUAAGGGCUUCGGAUACGUCGAAUUCGAGACCGUAGACGGUUUGAAGAAGGCUCUCGACCUCUCCGGCGCCACCCUGCAGGGAAGAGCCAUCCGUGUCAGCAUCGCAGAGCCUCCUAAGGAACGUGAUGUCAAGGAAUUUGACUGGACUCGCAAGGGCCCUCUCCCCGCCCCCGAGGCUCCGCGCCGUGUGCCUGACCGCUCCUCCUUCGGACGUAACCUGGACAAUUUCUCCGAUGCUGGUAGCGAACGUGCUGGAGGACGCCGCAACUUCGAAUCCGAUGGCAAGUUCCGCGAUUUCGGCAACUGGGAGCGAAAGGGUCCUCUCUCUCCUACCGGCCCAGUGAGAGAAGGUGGCCGUCCUCGCACCAACGAGGGAUCGGGUUUCAGAAAGAGCUCACCUGGCUGGGGUGAGGGACGUUCCCAGGAUGGCUCAAGGCCCCCACGACGUGAAUUCCAAGAACGGGCACCUACUGCAGCUGAAAUGGACAACGCCUGGAGAUCCAAGAUGCGUCCUGAUCAGCCUAAGGAAUCUAGCAACCCUCCUUCCCCCGCUGCCGCUCCUGCAUCCCCUGCCGCCCCGACGAGGCCAAGACUGAACCUUCAAAAACGAACUGUGACCGACGCCGUGUCUAGCCCGGCUGCGAGCACUGGAACCGGGGCCAGCCCAUUCGGCGGCGCCCGCCCGAUUGAUACCGCCGCGAGAGAGAAGGAAGUUGAGGAACGGCGCCAACUAGCUUUGCGGCAAAAGAAGGAAGCCGACGAGAAGGCCAAGGCUGAGAAGGAGAAGCAGCGACCUGCCAAGGAUCAGGCCAAGGGCGACAAGGCCGGCACAUCCGCUGAUCCUAACGGUAGAGAUACUGCUGAUACCCCUCAGGGUGCGAAGAACUUCGAAAUCCUCCGGCGGGCCGGUGAGGACGAGAGUGGUAUGGCCGCUGAUCAAGAUCAAUCAGAGGAGACCAAGCCUGCUGCGAAGGCUGAAACCUCAAAUGACGCCGCCACUAGCAAGGAAAACGGUAGCUGGAGGCGGGGUCCUGAUCAGCCAGCCGAUGCUGCUGACGAGGAGGGCUGGAGCACCGUGAGCUCGAGGCAACGUAACAACCGCCGUGGAGCCGGCCGUUCGUUCGCAUAGAUCUAACGAUACCCCGAAUGCAGUCAUUGCUCCCCCGAAACUUCACAUUCUUUCCAGAGCGAAAUCCUGCUCACGAGGCUCUUCGUAUGCUGCCUUGAUUUUACUGUCGCUUGCGGCUAUCUCCAGGUAGCGCGUUUUCGAGGAUGCUCUGCGAACAACGUUCCUUUCAAUUGAUGAGAUUUUUUGGCUAUGUUAAUGACUGUUUGUUUUCAAUACCAAUCGACCCGCUUCUCUCUGCUCUCCAUUUCUCUCUGAUUGAUUCACGACUUUUUCCGUCAGUCAAGAUCCC
This is a messenger RNA of Aspergillus pseudotamarii, 1894 nucleotides long. RefSeq names its product translation initiation factor 4B. The record is from RefSeq and is a predicted model, not a curated record. Gene Ontology annotation, molecular function: RNA binding. The transcript is spliced from 6 exons. NCBI's taxonomy places the organism in Eukaryota, Fungi, Ascomycota, Eurotiomycetes, Eurotiales, Aspergillaceae. The coding region runs from base 118 to 1605 and encodes 495 amino acids.